This is a messenger RNA of Solanum stenotomum, 1095 nucleotides long. Its product is annotated as large ribosomal RNA subunit accumulation protein YCED homolog 1, chloroplastic. The record is from RefSeq and is a predicted model, not a curated record. NCBI's taxonomy places the organism in Eukaryota, Viridiplantae, Streptophyta, Magnoliopsida, Solanales, Solanaceae. The transcript has 2 exons. Bases 70 to 996 code for a protein of 308 amino acids.
GAAGUGAUAACCUUGUAAUAAUUUUGAGGGCUGAUUAUUGCUGAUAGUUUUGCCUAGUAGUUGUUAGAAAUGAGUGUUGUAUUGUCAACAUCAGUUUUCCCCUUGUGUGGUAACCUUAACCUAGAGAAUGUUCAGCACAUAACCAAGGUCCGUUUGAACCCUUGGAAAAUCUGUGAUUGUCAUAGACGACUUAAUUUUAGGAAGAAGGGGUCAAAGUUUGUAGUGAGAGAGCAGAAAAGUAAUUUUGUUGAUUUUGAUUGGGAGGAUGAGGAUGAGGAUGAGGAUGAGGAUGAGUAUGAGGAAGAAGACCAAGAUUCGCCGUGGGAAGGCGCAGUUGUGUAUAAAAGAAAUUCUUCGGUUACACAUUUGGAGUAUUGUACGACAUUAGAAAGGCUGGGGUUGGUCAAGCUCUCCACAAAGGUUUCAAAGUGUCGAGCUUCGGUAAUGGGACUGAGGGUCACAAAACAAGUCAAUGAUUAUCCUGAUGGAACUCCAGUUUUAGUUUCCUUUGAUGUCACAAGGAAGAAGCACAAGUUGAGGCUCGACGGAGUCAUAAGGACUGUCAUUGCACUCCCUUGCAACAGGUGCGGCGAACCAGCUGCAGAAAGUAUCUUUUCAAACUUUUCGCUCCUAUUGAGUGAAGAACCUAUAAAGGAACCAGAGACCCUGGAUAUGGGUAUAAUGUUUGGAGAGGACAAAUUCAAAAGUUUUGUAAACGUGGAAGAGGAAAUGGAGGAGAAUGAUGGUUGGAUACCUUUAGAAGACCAGCUGUAUUUUCCUGGUGAAGAAAAAAUGAUUGACAUUUCAAAACAAAUUAGAGAUCUGGUGCACAUUGAAAUCACCAUUAAUGCUGUGUGUGAUCCCAAGUGCAAAGGUUUGUGUCUGAAAUGUGGUGCUAAUCUUAAUGUCAGUAGGUGUAAUUGUCAUAUGCAAAAGGUAGAGGAGAAAGGUUAUGGUCCUCUUGGAGGUCUCAAGAAGCAAAUGCAGCAAACAUGAACAUUUUCUUGGUGUGUAAUACUUUUUAACCUUGAAUUGAAAGGCAUUUCCCUUUUACUUAAGUAUUUUUUAUGCCAACAAAAUUCUUUGGAUGUUGAA